Molecule: messenger RNA, 1868 nt
Organism: Xylaria bambusicola
Lineage: Eukaryota; Fungi; Ascomycota; Sordariomycetes; Xylariales; Xylariaceae
Product: putative FAD-binding oxidoreductase
Exons: 6
Coding region: 151-1632 (493 amino acids)
Molecular function (GO): FAD binding
Source: RefSeq, a predicted model, not a curated record
GUAUAACAACCAGGAGAACUUUUUCAUGUGCAAUAAGCAGAGAUUAGGAUAAAUAGUCGACGGUGUUAGUUUCAUAAGUCGAUGGAGAAGGGAGAUUUGAGACAAUCAACUUUGCUCGUUGUAUUACUCGCUUCAUAGGCCUUCGCAACCAUGGCGUUCUUAAAAUCCCUAAGACUAUUCUGGACCUUUCAUCUUCUGGUGUUUAUUGUAGCUGAUGGAAUUGGUGGGCCACGCGCUCAUACACUCUGUCAACACUUAGAUGACUCGACGCAUAUUGAGGUCGUUAGACCAAAUGAAGCAGACUACGAGGCUCUAAGGACUGAAAACUGGGCGCAAACAGCAUGGCAAAUGCCAACGUGCAUAGUCCGCCCACGGAACACUGAGCAUCUUCAAAAAGUGAUUCCGAAGCUGGUAGCUUCGAAUGUCAGUUUUACGGUACGGUCUGGAGGGCAUUGUCCGCACGCGGGAGCCGGCAACCUAAACAACGGUAUCCUAAUUGACAUGUCUUACUUCAAUCAUUUCACAUAUGAUGAGCGAAGAGCAGUGGUUGAAAUUGGGACUGGACUACGAUGGGGUGAGGUGUACGCCCAACUUGAUAAAUACCAAGUUACAGUUGUAGGAGGAAGAGUUGCCGACGUCGGCGUCGGAGGCUUAACUCUUGGUGGUGGCUUAUCAUGGCUCUCGGAUCUUUACGGCCUAGUUGCCGAUAACGUCCUGAAUUUUGAAGUGGUUCUUGCAAACGGUGCGGUUAUUAAUGCCAAUCUUGAACAUCACCCUGAUUUAUUCUGGGCUCUAAAAGGGGGGGCCACUAACUUUGGCAUUGUUACAAAAAUUCGAUUGAAAACCUUCCCUAUUCAUCAAGUCUGGGGUGGCUUUAGAUUUCACCCAAUUUCGGAUUUGCCCUUACUAAUGGACGCCAUGUUCGAAUACCAGUCCAGAAGCAUCAACGAUCCUUACGCAAAUAUGAUGAUAAUGGCAUCACCGACUAACGAUACUGUCGGGGUUAUUGUUACAUUAAUCUAUCUUCAACCCAAGAUUCAGCCCGAUGUCUUUGAACCUUUCUACCGUGUCAAUAGCAUAUUAGACACCACCCAGUUGCAGACAUUGACGGAAUUCAUUAUCUCCAAUCCUUUGCCGAACUCUACUACUCGAUUCGAUUGGGCGAGCACGACUCUGAAGCCAAACAAACUGCUCUACCAGGACUUGGCCAAUAUCUCUGUACGGUCAACUUCGAUAGAGCAGAUUCAUUCAGUGACCGCUGGAACACUUCUGUUUGGAUUCCAGCCUAUAUGUUCAAGUGCUGUGCGAGCUGGCCAUGCGAGAGGCGGAAAUGCACUGGGUCUUGAGUCAGUUGACCAGACCUGGGUUGUCAUCGACGCUGUAUGGUGGUGGUCUGAUGAUGACGAUACCGUUCACAGUGCCGUGCAAAGUGUUGUGACUGAAAUCUACGACAGAUCUACAGAGAGGGACUUGUCUCUCCCAUUUUUGUUCAUGAAUGAUGCGAAUUGGGACCAGGACGUCAUUGCCAGUUACGGCAGGAGUAGUGUCGAAAAGCUUCGGUCUGUACAGAAAAUAUACGACCCUAGCCAAAUCUUUCAAAGGCUGAAAUCAGGAUACUUCAAACUACCAUGAUCACCUAUUUAAGGUUUCGGCAAGCCUUGUUUGUUCACGUAUCGAGGUGAAAUAGAGUGCUGACUUAAGUAGGAAUACCCUCAACCCUUGACCUAAGGUUAAAUGAGUAGUUCGAUAACAUCCAUAGUACUGUUGUACAAAUUAAUUCGAGAAUUUUCGUAAUAGAAGUUAUCGAAGUGACGAUUGACUAAGUGAUAAGUAACUUCUUCGCGUGUGUGAAGACAUCGUGUUCUUGA